Messenger RNA from Rhopilema esculentum, 4896 nucleotides. Its product is annotated as filamin-A. The record is from RefSeq and is a predicted model, not a curated record. Gene Ontology annotation, biological process: actin cytoskeleton organization. Gene Ontology annotation, molecular function: actin filament binding. Lineage: Eukaryota; Metazoa; Cnidaria; Scyphozoa; Rhizostomeae; Rhizostomatidae.
UGGAGGCGUGUUGGUUUGACAAUGCAGGACAAUACGGAAACUAUUUCAUUCUUGACCAAACAAUGCGGAGCGUGAAACAACAUGGCAACCCGAAGAUCGUGUGCAUUCAAUCAUGCUUGAAAUAUUUCACGGUAAUAUAUCGAGUGGAUGCAAACUAGAUCUAAAUCGAACUUUCCAGCGAAAGGAAUAACUGCAGUUCCGAGAUUGUCCUGAUCUCCCGUUUGUUUUGGUGCUCACGCGGAACUGACCUGAACAACAGUGAACUUUAAACUUCAGAAAGGAGAAAGAUCCGCGUUUGUUCUUGCAAUACAGCUAAUUUGGGAGCGAAUUACGUCGAGCUUGUUUCUUCAGAAAAGCGAAAAUCAUGCCAGCUUCAACGAGGAGACACGUUUCGGUGAAAGGAGAUGAAAACAACUGGAUUGAAACGCAAUCUGCUGUGUUCAAGAACUGGGUAAAUCAAAAUUUAUCUCUACGCGACAUGGAAAUAGCUGAGUUUGAAACAGGGUUUUCUGACGGCAUAAAAUUGAUCAAUCUCUAUGAGGUUGUUUCGAAGAAGCAGAUCGGUCGUUACACCAAGAAACCAAAGCUGCCGACUCAAAUGAUCGAAAAUGUAACACUGGCUUUGAAGGCGAUGGAAAAAGAUGGCAUUAAUCUGCUUAGCAUUGACAGUGAACACAUCGUGAAUGGAAGCCUCAAGCUCAUUCUUGGCUUGAUUUGGCGCAUGAUUCUGCAUUACCAGAUUGGAGUUAUGACGAUCAAGAUUCCGGUCAAGAAGCUGGUUCUCCUUUGGGCACAAAAUGUGAUACCCACACAAGCAAUUACCAACCUCACAAGAGACUGGAACACUGGAAUCGCGCUCUGUGCCUUAAUAGAGUCAGUGAAACCUGGAACGUGUCCCCAGUACCCCAGUCUGCAGCCCCAGGAUAAGGUCGAGAAUUGCGGACUCGGGCUGAAUUUGGCAAAAGAGAAGCUGGGAAUACCUAUGCUAUUGACUGCAGAGCAAAUGGCAGACCCAAGCAUCGACGAACAAAGUAUGAUUGCAUAUCUUUCAUAUUUCAUUCAGGACGACGCGAUUGGGCAAGAGUAUGCGAAGGAGCUUGUCGCAUCAUGGUCACACGAUAUCACGUUCAGUAAUUUCAACACUGAUUGGAACGAUGGCAUCAAAUUGUGCACCCUUGUGGAGAGUAUCAAGCCAGGGACAAUACCAAACUACAAAAACCUGAACCCAGAUAACAGCCUUGAAAAUGCAACGCUUGGAAUGAGUAAAGCCGAAGAAGAAUUUGGUAUAAAGAAAUUGUUUACGCCCGAAGAUCUCAUCAAACCUGAAAUACCCGAGAUAGCUGUAAUGGCCUAUCUGAUGCAAUUCAGAGAUGUUGCCGUUUCUGUUGAAAAGCCGGUGGAAACCACUCGCAUUGUGAGUAUAAUCGAAGAGACUGAGGAAGAACCCAUGGUUAUUUUAGAAAUUGCUAAGGAGGAGACCUCACCUGAUCAAGAAGAUAUCUUCAAAAACUUGGAAGAACAGGUGCAAGUUGAGGAAGUGGUUCAAGUCGAAGAAGUGGCUCAAGUUGAGGAAAUGGUUCAAGUUGAGGAAGUGGUUCGAGUUGAGGCUGCAGCUGAUACUGAAACUGCCCCAGAACCAGACAAAGUUGUGACGGCAGACAUGUUCUCAAUAUCUGGCACUGGCCUAACCGAUCCCCAAAUGGAUGAGAACAAUGAAUUUUAUAUCCGAUGUGAAGAGGACUUUGAUGACAAUGAUCUUCAAGUUAUCGUAACUGGGCCAGGUCUGAAUGCGGGGGAAGAGGACAGAAUCAUGCCAUUGAAUAAGGAACAAAUGAACAGUCGACUUGUUGUCUGCAAAUAUCCUUUAGACACCCCUGGCUUGUACACAAUCGACCUGACAUACAAGGGAGAGCAUCUCGAUCGUAGCCCGAUCAGCAUAAAGAUCGUGCAAGAUUUGACAAGAGUAACUGUUUCUGGCUCCGGACUUGGCGAAGUGUUUAUCAAUGAACCGGCUGAGAUAAAGCUUGAAACUGGGCUUGACAGUGCUCAACUCCAUGCGUAUACUGUUUCUCCCACAAUGGAAGAGUCUCCUGCCACUGUAAUUAGUCAAGGAGAAGGCAUAUAUAUGAUAAGAUACACACCCAAAGCAACAGGACUUCAUGGACUUUUCAUCAAUAUUAAUGGCGAAAAUCUACCUGGUUGUCCUUACGUGGCAAAAGUUGUCGACGCUGGCAGUGUCGUUGUCAGUUCUUCUCAACAAAAGGAUGGGAAAGAGAUUUGUGUCGCUCCGAAUGAACCAGUGCUUAUGACGAUAGACGUGUCUCGUUCCGGACCAGGAACAAUCACAGCAACAACGUCCGGACCUCAUUAUUCAGACACCCCAACUACAAUUAUACAGAAUGACGAUGGCUCUGUUAGCAUAACUUUCGAACCCCCUACAGUUGGCGUGUAUCAUACGGACAUCUUGUGGAACGGCCGGAAAGUCUAUGGUUGCCCGUUCACUGUGCUCGUUAAUGACCCUGGUAAAUGCGUGGCUCAUGGAGAAGGAUUGUAUCAGGCACGACUCAACGAAGCCGCAUGCUUUGAAGUCACCACGAUCGGUGCAGGACCAGGUAAAGUCCACGGGUACGCCCAAUGCGGAAACGAGACCAUCCCCAUUGAACUAGACAAAUUAGAUGAGAAUAGCUAUUGCGGGCAGUAUUAUCCAGAUACCCUUGAACCAUUGGAUGUUUACCUUGAUUUCAACGGAGUUCCAGUACGAGGCAGUCCCUUCACAGUCAAGGUUGGAAAUCCCAAAAAAUGUCGUUUCCACACUGUUGAUAUCAAGCCGAUUAAAGUAGCUUCAGAGUACUCAUUGAGCAUAGACUUUGACGAAGAAGCAGGGCAUGGGGAUGUAGCAUGCACUGUUAAAAGCCCUUGUGGUGUAGAGCUACCAGUAAUGAUAAUUGACAACGGUCAACGCGCCAAGCGAAUACAUUUCACCCCAAAGCAGCCUGGGAUGCAUGAGGUAAAUGUGUGCUUCGCAGGGGCCCCACUAGAAGGAUGUCCAUACAUGAUAGAAGUACUUGAAGCCAGUGAUGCAUCGAGAAUCGUUGCAAGUGGAGAUGGAUUGCAUCAAGCUCCUGUAAACGAGAUUUCAAAGGUUCAUGUUGAUUGUACACGAGCAGGGAAAGGCGAGCUAACUGCUGUUGUUGUUGGUCAAGGGACCAAUGUAUUGUCACCUGUAGCAGUGAGGUCCAUUGGAGAUAACGCAUAUGAAGUAACGUACUCAGUACCGAGCACAGGCUCCUAUGAGUUUGCCAUUAAGUACGAUGACGUACAUAUUCCUGGGAGUCCUUUUAUGGUAACUGGAUUCAACCGAGCACACCCGGAAGAAGUUGUUCUCUCCGGAGCUGGACUGAAAGAAGGAACUGCAGGCCAGCCAGUAAUGUUUACGCUAGACAGCAGGAAGGCAGGCGAAGGAAAACUUGCAUGCAACUGCAAAUCUCCGAACGGGAAAGAUACUCACGUUUUGAUAUCAGACAAUGAAGAUGGGACGUUUACUAUCGAUUUAAAUGCUAAAGAGCCUGGUGUGCAUAGUGUACAUUUAGAAUGGGAUGGCAAACCAGUGCCUGGAAGUCCAUUUAUGGUACGAAUAAUGCAAGCACCGGAUGUUGGCAAAGUGAAAGUUCAUGGACCUGGCCUGAAAAGCGGGCUUCUUAGUGAAUACGAAGGAAAAUUCACCGUCGAAACGAGAGGAGCUGGACCUGGCACACUAAAGGUUCGUAUUCAUGGACCAAAGGGGGCAUUCAAAGUCCAAAUGUACCGAGAAAGUGCCAAAGAUCGUACAAUUGGUGUCAUGUACCAUCCUACGGAACCAGGUCAGUAUACGGUCAAUGUAAUGUGGUCGGAUGAGCAUGCCGAGGGAAGUCCGUAUCAAGUUUAUGUUGCAGAAAACAAGCAACAGCUGGCUAAGAUGCUGGAUGACAACGGGGCUAGUCUGUUUGGGAGGACAGAUGGACAACAGGUCAAUGGGUACGAGGAUAAACGGGUUUAAUUGAAAUGCUUUGCGAUUAUUAUACACUAAAAUAAUUUUUGAUACUGUAAACGAUUUACAUAAUAUUUUAGAUAACUAACUACUACUUUGUUAUGCAUAUUAGCAAUGCCCUAUCUGAAACAUAUUAUGGGCUAAAUAAAGUACUCGGCUAUUUUGAUAAUGUUUUUGGUUUUGUUUUGCCUUCAUGUUUUAUUUUCCUUCUCAGUAAUAAUUUGAAGUUUGGAUGCUCGAAAUCUACACCUGUUUUAGAUGAAUCGUUAAGUGUAUCUGUUAUGUUUUGGUUUGCAUUUAGAAAUAUUUAAAGGUAGAUCCAAUUGACCACAUUGUUCUUUAGCAACUGACACCGAUUAUAAAAUUGCAAGGCAAUUUGGUGAUGUUAAAUGAUUUCAUAUCAGUGGUCCACUGCCUACUAGAAAAUGAGAAACAUAUUCUUUGGUUCCCAGCAAAAUUAUUAGUAUUUCUUUGAUGUUUCUUUUGAUUUUAUUUGUAAUAAUGCAAAAUAGAGAACACAAAGUUUUAAUAGUCAGUUUACCUCUGCGUUGAUUUAUGAUAACAUCAUGCGUUUGUAUAUUGCAGUAUUGGUUUUAUUAAUCAUUUUGAGAUGUUCAGACAUAAACAUAUACUAAUGUGUCUGAGUUUCUGAAACUAAAAGGGAAAUAAACACAUUUGAAAUAUAACUUUUAAUAACUUAUAUUCAGCUGGUAGAAAAUCAUGUAAGAACAAUUUCGUUAACUCUCGGUCACUUUCUAUGUUUAUUUAUGUUCAUUGCCUGCAUUGUUAGUGAAAUUUAUUACAUAAGCAAGGUAAAAUUUCACAUGUUUUGUUGUUUUUAAGAAUAUUGGACGUAAAUGGCUUAUGAA